AUGGGUGAUAUAAUUGUAACUAAAGAAAAACAAACACACCAAGAUGUUUAUAAGAUUGAUCUUUCAAAUCAACAAGAAUAUCAUAAGCAUAAUGUAGUAGUACAUAGAUUAGCAGAUUUAUUAUCAGAUAAUCAAAGUAGGAGGCAAAACCAACAAGCAAAUAAUUUAUUACCAAGAGAUACUGAAGAUAAUAAUAUGUUACUUGAAGAUUUACUUAUGCAUAAUUCUUUUUUAGAAGAUUUGGCUAUUAAAGUCUUAAGAAACCUUCAAGAUUUUA
This is a messenger RNA of Cetraspora pellucida, 277 nucleotides long. The record is from the annotation of a GenBank genome assembly. NCBI's taxonomy places the organism in Eukaryota, Fungi, Glomeromycota, Glomeromycetes, Diversisporales, Gigasporaceae.